Fusarium fujikuroi IMI 58289 is the source of this 1422-nucleotide messenger RNA. RefSeq lists its product as uncharacterized. Gene Ontology annotation, biological process: positive regulation of transcription by RNA polymerase II. Bases 1 to 1422 code for a protein of 473 amino acids. The transcript has 2 exons. The record is from RefSeq and is a predicted model, not a curated record. NCBI's taxonomy places the organism in Eukaryota, Fungi, Ascomycota, Sordariomycetes, Hypocreales, Nectriaceae. Gene Ontology annotation, molecular function: DNA-binding transcription factor activity, RNA polymerase II-specific; transcription cis-regulatory region binding; zinc ion binding. Gene Ontology annotation, cellular component: nucleus.
AUGGUCACAAGUCUUCAAAAGCCCAAGUUGCGUGCCAAGACGGGCUGUCUUCCAUGCCGACGACACCGCAUCAAGUGCGACGAGCAAAUUCCCGUCUGCCGAGCCUGUCAUUCCUCACGAGUCCCGCGGCAUUGUCAAUGGCCUGUGGACAAAGACCUUGUCGACCGCCGCUUCCGAUCAUGUAAGCUUCGCGAGGCUGUAAAGGCUCGUCAUCAUCAACCGGUGCUCUCGCCGUCAGCAGUGGCAUCGCAGCUUCUGCUGGCCGACUGUGUCGUGGCUCGUAAGCGGGAACAGUGUGACAUCGAAUGGACACUCUUCCGCGAGUUUCGCCGUGGGGGAACACCACUUCUUUUACUACCGCAUUGCAGCUCCGUCUUCUACAAGACCUGGCAUGUAGCUAUACGCGCUAUCAUGGUGUCGCGCAAGAGUCUGUCGCCUGCUCUCAUGGCGCUCGCAGACUCGCUCUGUCAAAGCUCACCAGAGAAUGACGACGAUAUACUUAUCACCAUUGUGCUUUUGUACGCUUUCAACUUCAUAUCUGGCUCUUCCUCAUGGGACGAUCAACCUCAACACGUCAGUGCUGCCUUCAAGAUUAUCCUUUCCCGGGUACUCAACGUUAGAAACGCUGGCUUGUCGGCCUUUCUCCGUCUGUCACUCGAGAGUGUCCUGUAUCAGGUCUUCCUAUUAAACAAUGGUCUUUGGUCUAGCGCGACUAGCUACGUGUCCCUCCAACCGUCAAACUCGGGGUUUUGGGCUCGCUUUGAGAAACUUCUAGAGCAUCCUGACAAUAUGGAUUUUGACCUUUUGACCUUUAAUAGCCCCGUCCUCGGUAUGCCCCUGGCCGUGAUGCGACUCGCCACGUUUCUCGGCCACCUUUGUCUUGGAAGAGAAUCCGCAUCCAUGGAAGAUCUGUUAAAGCUUCAGGCCGAGGUCACAGCCUGUGAAGAUUUUGCCCGACAGGCUGCGAAACAAAUUGAUGGUUCCAACACACUGAACCGAGAUGCACACUGCUUAUACGUCCUGGUCGCUUCCAUUCUGAUGCAACACCUCAUAACUUUUGGCCCAAACACAGGGUUUCCUAGGGUAUCUCCCACAGACAGUUGGCAAGCUUGUGCAGCACUUCAAAUCCUGUCCAGACGUGCUGGUGAUCAUAGCUGGUCCGAGUGUUUCAUCGGGACCUGGCCUGUAUAUGCUCUUGGGUUCUUGCUAUCGAACGGCAAGGAUAGAGUUAUUGUGUGUCGCGACAUGCAAAGUCGACGGGAGCUCACAGGCUUCUGGAUAGUGAAGCGCUUUCAAGAAGACUUGGAUAGGUCCUGGGCUGGGUUGGAGGCAGACUCACCUUCGGAAUCGGUCAACUACAGUGUCCCAGACACAACUGGUACCGCCUGCAUUCAGCCUCCCAUUUCAAUCAUAGCAUUUUGA